AUGAAAAUUUCACCAUCGUUGGACUGGCAAGUCUUGAAUCGAAUCAAGUGCGAAUGCUCUUCCGAUUUUCUACAUCGCCCACUUUCUCCGGUAGGUGCCGCUAAAGCGGUAGGUAUAACUGUGUGGAAAAAUCAUGAUCAAGAGAACGAAGAGAGGCUACCAAGAGUCUGGGACUUAUUGGAGGAUAAAUUUGUCUACGAUCACUCUGUACGAGAUACCGUUUUCAUCACCCACCGGUGGGAUACUCACAACGGGGAGAUAGAACACGUCAAUAUAUCAUCAAAAGCAAAAGAUAUCAGCCAGGAGUCCAAAAAGCUUGAACGUAUUAAACGAGUGCUCGAAAAACAUUCGCGAUACGUGUGGAUAGAUACUAUCUGCAUUGACAAGACCAAUUUAUCUGAAUUAGACAGGACCAUUCGAUCCAUGUACAACUGGUACGCUGACUGUAAAGCUGUGGUGUUGGAUUCGGGAACCUUACUAAAAACUUGGCGGGAAAGAGGAUGGUGCUUACAAGAAGGAGCUGCAGCUGGAGUCUUGUAUGGCAUGUACAACGACGAGCUUGUAUCCAUCCAAGACUUAGCAUCUAAGCAGAAAAUGACACUUUGUCAGCUUGAUCUUAGUUUAUACUAUCGACCUGGAAAUGCUGCUGAAAUAUUGACAAGGAUGAAAAGGCGUAAAACAACACAGAUAGAGGAUAUGGCUUACGCCUUGACCGGUAUAUUUUCUAUACAUAUGACUUUGGCUUACGGCGAGCGACAAAAGGCACUUCAAAGGCUUUUAUACGAGCUAGCAAGCCAGAAAGGCGAUUUAUCAUGCUUAAGUUUUGCA
Molecule: messenger RNA, 828 nt
Organism: Umbelopsis ramanniana AG
Lineage: Eukaryota; Fungi; Mucoromycota; Umbelopsidomycetes; Umbelopsidales; Umbelopsidaceae
Exons: 1
Source: RefSeq, a predicted model, not a curated record